Messenger RNA from Centruroides sculpturatus (bark scorpion), 8791 nucleotides. RefSeq names its product 227 kDa spindle- and centromere-associated protein-like. The record is from RefSeq and is a predicted model, not a curated record. The transcript is spliced from 15 exons. NCBI's taxonomy places the organism in Eukaryota, Metazoa, Arthropoda, Arachnida, Scorpiones, Buthidae. Bases 309 to 8435 code for a protein of 2708 amino acids.
GGGUACGUAAUACGCGUGUCAUUUAUUUACAAACAUGGAGGGAUGUUGUUUUCCCUCGAUGUUUGGAUCGUGGUAGCUACUUUGUCCUUGAAAAAUAUAAUCGAUUCGACUUAUGUCAAAAUUUUAAAUUAAUUAUAUUUCCUGAUCUUACAUCUUCCAAAAGAAAUCUAAGUAAGAAUAUGAGUUUGUGUAGCAGGUGUUAAUUGCAUAAAGGAGGAAAUGGAAUAUAUGAGAUGUACAGUAUUGAAGAAUAUAUGACAAAAAAUAUUUAAUUUGAAAUAUCUUAAGAAAGCAUAAAAUAAAAAAAAAUGGAGUUUGUAGAAGAUCAACAACUUCUGAUAGCACAAUUAAAAGAACUAGUACGUAAAAAUGAAACAGAACUUCAAGCAAAAAAUAAAGAAUUAGAGGAUUCACAUUCAAAAUAUCAGAAACUCAAAUUACAGUCAAAAGCUAAAAUAGCUCAAUUAACUAAUCAGUUAAAAGAAAGAAAUAAGAUUAGUUCUGUUGAGGAAACUUCAGCUGAAACAACAUCAGAUACCAUAGAAAAUAAUGAACAAAGUCAAAGAGGAAAAGUUAUAAUGUUAAAAAAACAAUUGGAAGAUGUAAAACAAGCAUUUGAUAAAACAGAAAAAGAAUUAAUAGCUGAUAAAACUACUUUGGAGAAUCAGUUAAGAAACCUUGAAGUUCAGUUAGAAGAUAAAGAGAAUAUUAUCAAAUCUUUGAAGAGUGAAUUAAAAUCUACUAAUUCUGAAGGAAAUUAUAAGCAGGAUACAUACAAUGUGCAAGAACUAUAUGCUCAAAUGGUAUACAAAGACUCCAAAAUUAUGGAAUUAAAUGAUUUGAUUUCGGAGAAAGAACGAACGAUAAUAGAUUUACAAGAACAUAUUAAAGAAAAGAAUGAAGUAUUGAAAACUCGUAAUCAAGCAAUACAGUUGAUGACUGAAGAUCUGAAUCGUAAAGGUAAAUCAGUGAUUGAUCAAUUAGAUGUUACCAGAGAUGAAAUGCGUUUAAUGCAGGAAAAUUUUAUUAGUAAAGAAAAUGAAUGGAAGGAAGAAAAUCAACAAUUGAAAAGCCAAAUUGAAUUACUUGAAGAUAAAUAUAAUAAAUUGUUACAGAAUAAAAAUGAUGAUGUAAAGACUUUAGAGGAAAGUGUGCAAAAACUAGAAAAAGUUAGAUUUGAACUUGCUACAAAAAAUGGAGAAUUGCAAGAAAAAUUAGUACGCAUGCAUGAUGAAUCAGUGAACUUAAAAAAAGAAAUUGAAUCUGAAAGAACAGAGAGAAAUGAACUCAAGAAAACUUUAAAGGACAUAGAAAACCAAACUGAUGAGAAAGUUCUUAAAGCUAGAGUGAAAGAAAGAAUUAAAUUUAAAGCAUUAGAAAGAGAAUUAGAAUCUGCAAAGAAAGAUAGUGAUUCAAAUCAAAUAGCAUCAUUGAAUUUAAGGAUAGCUGAAUUAGAAGAAGAAAAAGGUAGCUUACAGUUAAAACUCUUAGAAAUUGAAGAGAAUUCAUCUUUACAAAUGAAAGAAAAAUAUGAAGAAGAAUUACUUGAAGAGAAUAAAUAUUGGAAAAAUAUAUUAGAAGAGGAAAGAAAAGUAGCAUUAUCUGUUAAAGCUGAAAAAGAUAAAGCUGUUACUGAACUUGAAGAAAUUAAAAUUUUGCAAAGUUCAGAAAAAGUGGGUAUUGAGGAAUUAAGAGAAAAUUUAGCCACAUUUCAAAAAUGCUAUGAUGAAUUACUUCUAGAAAAUGCUUGUUUGCAUAAGAAUAUAGAUGAAAAGAUAUCAGAAUUAGAAAAUAAAUGUGUAGAAUUGGAAAAGUUUAAAGAAAUUAACUUAUCUCUUACUGAACAACAAGAAAUUGCUAGAAUGAAAUUAAUAGAAUUUGAAGAUAAAGAAAAUCAGUUAAUGUCUUUCAUUCAAAAAUAUUCCUGUAAAAAUAUAUCAGAUUUGCAAUCAAAAUGGGAAGAAAAUGUAAAUAAAUUAAAUGAAAUGAAAACAUUAAUUGAUAAAGAGAGCAAUCAGUCAGAACUUCAUUCUCUACAAAUGAAAGAAUUACAAGAAAAGGAGAAUUUACAUCAAAAGCAAAUAAAUGAUUUAAAUUUGGCAUUAGAAGAAACCAGUGCAGAAAAUAAACAUUUAAAGCAUUUGAUCUCUGAAAAAGACAAUUUAAUGGCAGACUUUGAAAAAAGAUUGCAUGAAAAAGAAAAUACCAUUUUAGAAUUAGAAGAAGCUAAAGAUUUAGCAGCUAAAUUAACAACAGAAUUAAAUAAAAUGAAAAUAGAUAUGGGUGAAGUUGUACAGAGAGAAAAUAAUGAAAAGUCAGAAUUAUUAAAAAAAUUAGAAUUUUCUGAAGAUAACAUUUUAAGAUUAAAAGAUCAGUUAAAUCAGUAUGAAAUCCUUAAUGCAAAUUUUCAGGAAGAACUCAAAUGCAAAAAUUUAGAAAAUGAAAACCAGAAAUUGUAUUUUGAUACUAAAUUGGGUGAGAAUGAAACUCUAAUCAACAGCUUAAAUAAAGAUAUAGAAGCAUUUAGAAACAAAUGGAUUAAUAUAAAUAAUCUAUUUCCAAAUAAUAAUGAUAAAUUAUCUAUAGAAGAAAACAUCACAAAACUGAUAACAGAAAAUAGCAAAUUUAACAGUGAUAUGCAAAAUUUAAAGCAGAAGUUAACAGAUUUAUAUUCAAAUAACAAAAUUUUAGAAGAGGAAUUAUCUGUUACAAAACAUGAAAAUCAGUCAUUGAAAGAGAUUUGUUCAAAUUCAGAAUCACACAUUCAAGAGCUGAAAACUCAAAUGGCAUUUUAUAAUGAAAAUAUAUCAAAAUAUGAGAAAGAACUAAUUAAAUUAAACCAAACAAAUGAAGAAUUGGUUAGUGAAAAUAAUAGUUUUACUGAAACAAACAAAGAUCUUGAAAAUAAAAAUAAUGAACUGUCUGACAAAUUAAAUGAUAUGAACAUGAGAUAUUCAGAAGCCAUUUUGUGUAAUGAAGAAGUAGAAAAAGAAAUAUUGAUAAAAGCUACUGAAUUAAAUAAUUCAAUAAGUAAAAUCGAAGAACUUGAAAAACAACUUCAUAUAUUAAAUGAUAAGAAUUUAGAGUGUGAGAAAGAAAUAACUUUAAAUAAAAAUGUCAUUGAUGAAUUAAAAUUCAAUUUAAAUGAAAAAGAACAGCUUUACGAGAAAUUGAAAGAUACUUUAAUACAGAAAGAAAAUGAAAUCUCUGAAUUUAACAAGUUAAAAGCAGCUUAUGAACAACAAACUGAUGAAUUACAGAGAAAUAAAGAAAAUCUUCAAGUUUUGCAGAAUGAAUUUCAUAACACAAGCAGUAAACUGUACGAAGCAGAGGAGAAAAUAAAAAUGACUGAAACAUCUCUCCAGUAUUUAGAAGAAGAAAAGUCAAAUUUAAUAAAACAAUUAGAAACAAAAGAUGAUGAUUUUAAAGAACUGAUUGAAAAAAUUGAAGUAAUGCAGCAGAAAAAUUUUAAUUUAGAAAAUAAUUUAAAAUUAGUGAUCGAGGAAACUGAACAAAAGAGUUCAAACAAGUUUAUUACUGAAUUACAGGACAUACAAAAUAAAUUAGAAACCUCUUAUACAUUAAAUAGAAAAUUAGAGAAUGAAUUAACAACAGUAAAUAAUUUAAAUAAAGAAUAUCAAUUCGAAUUAACAUCAUUGAAAAAAACAGUUACUGAUAAAAAUUCGGAGAUUGAGAAUUUGAAGAGUGCUAACAAAGAGAUAAGUGAAGAAAAUAACAAUUUACAAGACCAACUUCAACAAAAAUUAACAGAAAACACCACUUUAUUAGAGGAGAUAGAAUUGUAUAAAAAGAAUAAUAUGUCAUCAUUGGAGCAAAUUUCUGUUCUUGAGAAUAACGAAGCAAAACUCAGAGAAUCUUUUACUACAUUAGAAGGAGAAAAUCAAGCACUCUCUAAUUUAUUAAAAGAAAUGACUGAAAAAUCUGAAAAUUUGUCUUCGCAACUACUACAAUCAGUUUCUUGCACAAAUAUAUUACAACAAGAAUUAGAAGAGCUAAAAUAUAAUUUUGAUAAUUCAAAACAGUUGACAGAAGAAAAAAUUAUGAAAUCAGUGGAACAAAAUAAAUUACUCGAAGAAUUAAACAACAGUCUCGAAACAAAAAUAGAAAAACUUCAAUUAGAAAUUGAAUACAAAGACGCUGUGAUUACAGAUUUGAAUACGUGUAAAGAAGAACUCUAUGAGCUCAAAAUUCAAUUCAAUAAGAAAGAAGAAGAGAUAGAGUUAUUAAACGAUCAGUUAAAGGGCCUACGAAAAUCAUCCCAGUGUCUACAAAAUGAUGUAGAGCGUUUACAGUUUUUUGAAACAGAGUAUCACAAUCUGGUAGGACAGCAUCAGAAGUUAGAAGAAGAAAUGAAUUCAAAAAUAAAGUCAAUGGAAAUUACAGGGGCAGAAAAUGAAAAUAUUAUUACUUAUUUGAAAUCCGAAAACGAUAAGUUAAACAAAUAUUUAAAAGAAAAAUCAGAUGAAUUACAAAAUUAUACAGAAAUUGCUUUAAAGGAGAAAGAUUCUUAUCAAUUAGAAAUAAAAAGUUUACAAGAAAAGUUGCUUAGUUCUGACUCUUCAUCGGAAGAAACAAAACAGAACAUAUCCGAAUUGGAAAAUUCUUUAAAACAAAGUGAAAAAUUACUAGAAGAACAGAAAAAUGAUUUGGAACAAAGUAGAAAAGAAUUAGAAGUGUAUAAGAAUCAAACAGACGUUAAAAUUGCAGAUCUUGAAUUGAUGUUGAAAGGUAAGCAAGCAGAAUACGAAGUUAUACAGGAGCAAUUGAAAAACAUAGAUGACGAAAACUCGAAACUUGUUCAAAAAAUUAAAGACUUAGAAAACAAAAACGAAUCUUUAUGCGAAAAUCAAAAAUAUUUGAAAAGUAGAGAAGAAAAUUGCGACGAUUUAAAAAAUCAGCUUAAGGCAUACAAAGAUCAAAUUUUAGAAUUAAAUGAAAAUUCCGAACGUAAUAUUCACGCAUUAAAAGCCGAUUUACAAGCAUCAAAUGAUCAAGUACAGAAACUAGAAUCAAAAAUUAAAUUAUUGGAAACAGAUGCUGAAUCUGUGGGGAAAUUGGUUGAAGAAAUAAGUAAUUUAAAACAAAACAUUAUUGACGUAAAUAAAUGUUACGAAGAAGAAAAAUUGCGAGUUAAUAAGUUGCAAACGAUUUUACACGAAAAAGAAUUAAUGGUCGACGACUUGAAAGAAAAGUUGACUGUGUUAGAAGAGAAGAACAAGAGCUGUUCUUCGCAACUUUUGGAAUUUCAAAAGAUAGUCGAAGAUCAAGCAUCGGAAAUUGAAUCGAUAGUAUUAGAAAAGGACGAAAUUAAAAAUAAAUUUGAGAAUUAUCAGUUAAAAGUCGAAGCUGAAAUUUCAAAUCAAACUCGGGAAAUAGAAGAAUUAAAAAGCGAGAAUUUAGUUGGGAAAGAAGAAAUAAAAUCACUUAUUAAAAAACUAGAAAGCUUUGAAAAAGAAAAUGUAGACCUUAAAAACUAUAGCGAAGAAUUACAAGCUGGAAUUAAAAAACACGAUGAAAUGGCAUUAAAUUACAAGUUAGAAGCCGAUAGUUUGAAAGUCCAAUAUAAAGAAUUGCAGUCAGUAAACUCCAGUCUUAACGAAUCUGUGCAAACUUUGCUGGAUGAAAAAGAACAACAAAAUGCUUUACACGAACUGCAAAAUUUGAACAAUGCCUUGGAAUGUGAACUUCGGAAUCUCAGAGCAGAAUUUUAUAAACUGGAAGAAGAACGAAGUUAUUUGACAAACUGCGUUAACGAAAGUUCGAGGAGAAUAGAAAAUUUGGAAUUCUGUAAUCAAAAACAUGUGCAGGAAAAUUCUGCAAUCAUGAAAGAAAUAGAGGAACUGAAAUCAAAAAAUUAUUCACUAAUACAAGAAAUUGAACAGUUAAACGCGAUUAACAAAGAAUCUGAUAAAACUGCUAUUGAAUCCCUAAAACUGGAAAUGGAAAAGUACGCGACCGAAAAUGUAGAACUGAAAAGAAGAAUAGAAGAGUUACAAAAUAACGAUGAAUGUGAAAAUCUCAAAAGUCAACUUAAAGAAAGUGAAGAUAAAAUUCUCUUAAUGGAAAAAGAAAUUAAAACUCGAGAAACACAACUGGAAGAUUUACGAAUUAAACUCGAUUCCGAAAAAGAAACUAAUAAAAACUUAUCGGAGAUUCAAGAUCAGUUAAGAGAAUCAGAUAAGCAAAGAUUUGAUUUAGAAAAUAAAAUGAAAAAAUUGGAAGAGGAAAUUGAAAAUAAAGAUUUGGAGUUAGAAAGAUUGAAAAAUGAAUAUUCAAUCCUCGGAAAUCUCUUUGAAAAUUAUAAAAAAGAAAAUUUUGAGAUAAAAACAAAAGAGGUAGAGGAAGUGAAAAUUAGUAAUAUACCUCUAAUCGAGAAAGAAACUUAUCAGAGAAGCGAAGCAGAUCCAAAUCGACAGAAAUUAAUUAAAGAAAACGAAACAAUGAAAACUAAUCUCGACGUGCAGAAGAUAAAAUUGGAGAAAAUGUUUGCAAAACUUAAAGCUUUUAAAGAAAAAAAUGAUCAGUUACAAGAAGAGAUUCAAAUUUUUAAUGAGAAACUAACAUUUGUAGAAAAAGAAAAGGAAAAUUGGGAAAAAAUGGUGACCAAUAAAACAGAAAUGAUAAGUAAUUUACAACAAUGUAUAGAAGAAAAUGAAAAUCUUCAUCGACAAGAAAUUUCGACCAAAGAAAAUUUAAUCAUAGAAUUAAAAGAACGUAAUUCAGAAAUAAUGGAGAAAUGCCGCCAGUUAGAAAAAUCUCUUACGGAAAAUAAAGAAAUUACAGAAAGCAUUCAAGUUUCUUUAAAUAAAAGAAAUAAGGAAUUCGAGCAUCUGGCGAAAAGAUUAAAAGAGAUGGACGAAAAUCAGUCUUUACUGGAGGAAAAAGCUAAUAAUUACGUCAGACAGUACAAUCAAUUAAUUUAUGAAAGAGAAUGCUUGCAACACGAAUUCCUGGAUGCGAAACAACAAAUGGAAAUGUUAGUUUCCGACAACGAAAUAUUUCAAGGGAUGGUAGAAAACCUACAGAAAACAAAAACAAGUUUGGAGUCGGAAGUUCAAAGGUUAAAAGAGCAUCACAUUAGAGAAGUCAAAAUAAUGCAAAACGCCAACUCGCAAGAAAUCGUCAAGUUAAAAGAAAUGUUACAACAGAGCGAAAUGACUAUUUGUACUUUGAAGAAACAAAUGGAAGAAAUGGAAACAAAUGAAAACGACGAACGUCCGGAUCAAAGCAAAGUAGAGGAGGAGAACUCUCGAUUAAAGAAAGAAUUGAUUGAUCUCAGAAACGAAGUGAGUUCUCUGAAGGCCUUUGCAGCUUGGGAUUCGGACGGAGAAUCUACCAGAAGUACAUUGGAAGAAGAAAGAUUAAGAGAACAGAACAAAGUUCUACAGAAAGAUAAAGAAUUGUUAGAGAUUGAGUUAACGUCGCUCAAAAAUGACAGAUGUGAAUUUCACACUAAACUGAACGAUUUAAAGGAAAAAUUAACACGCAGGGAAACAGAAUAUAGUUUAAAGUGUCAAGAAACAGGUAACGUCAUCGGAAUUCUCAAUCGGCAAUUAAACGAAGCAGUUGAACAAAACAAACUCUUAUCUCGUGAGUUUGAGGAAAGACAAAAACAGUGGAAUGAUGAAGUAAGCUUAUUUCUACAGAAAGAGGAUUCUCUCCGUUACAGCAUCAAGUCCUUACAAGAGGAAUUGGAAAAGUCGAGAGCAAAUAAUAGUAAUCCGGCAAACGGUGACAUGCCAAAUGAAUGCUGUAUCAAAAAUACAGAUAAACUCAACAAGGAAUUGGAACAAGCAAUGUAUUGUUUGCAUAGACAAAGUUUAAGAAACGAAAGUCUUAGCCAGGAGAUCAAUAAGUUAAUAGAAGAACGAAAUACGCUACAGCAUCAACUUUCACAUUAUCUACGAAACGUUCGUCCAACAGAACAGAUACGUCAACAAAAUACUUUACAGAUGGAGAUGCUAGAUAAUGUGUAUUCCUCGCAGGAUACGACUUCAGAUUUGCAGAUGGAGUUAAAGAAACUGCAAGAAAGGUUGGAAAGGGCAGAAGGAGAACGAGAAGAGGCGUGUCGAGCGGGAGAAAAGCUGGAACAACAACUGGAAACGGAGAGAUCCUGGAGGAAGAGAUUGGAACGCGAUCUGGAGAUGGUGGGAGAAGAGACUGCCUUGCGCGUCUCCUUUCCUCCCGGUCGCGAGUGUCGUCUACCUAUAGAAGACGAAUCCGAAGUAGUUCCGGCUACAGAUUAUUCCAUCGUCCGGACGGUGGCGUCUCGAGCCCAUCGAUUGCGUCUGUGGAUUCGAAGAAACAGGAAUCGGUGGUAUCGGACGUUGAGGAGAACGCCGACGGUCAAAAUCCUGUUGUGCGUAUACCUGGUGGCCGUCCACUUGUGGCUACUCUCCUGCCUGUUGCCUUAAAAGAACCGGACGUGCCUUAUCUUCUUUCUUGUCAGUAGACGCCAUUGUAGCUCCCCGUGUACAUAUUUUCUGUUGCUUGCCUCUCGGAUCUAUUCUAUUUUUUUAGAACUUAGAGAUUAAAUCUUCCUUGCCAAAAGACAAAAAAAGACUUCGAGAGUGACGGCUAUCGUCUUCUGGAAAGACGAAUCCGUACUGCGACGUUCUUCCCUCCAGACGUUCUCGUUUUUUCCCUUUUUCUCCGGAGAAAUUCUCCGGACGAAAAUUUCGAAUGGUGCCGAGUGGCUCUGUCUACAUCCGGUCUUCCCGAUUGUAUAUGAACAGAAAAAAAAUAAUAAAUAAACGACCGGACACUUUAU